This is a messenger RNA of Gastrolobium bilobum, 1240 nucleotides long. RefSeq lists its product as uncharacterized. Lineage: Eukaryota; Viridiplantae; Streptophyta; Magnoliopsida; Fabales; Fabaceae. Gene Ontology annotation, biological process: shoot system development; root development. Bases 3 to 932 code for a protein of 309 amino acids. The transcript has a single exon. The record is from RefSeq and is a predicted model, not a curated record.
UUAUGAAAAAAGCAAGUAUGGCUACUUUUUCCCUAAAGCAUUCUAGUGGGUAUGGAGUUAGAUCUAUUAGCUUACCAACUAGAUCACAUCCAAGCACAAUUCGAAUUGAAGAGGAGCUGAUCAAGCUUAAAUCUUGGGAAACAUCAUCAACAUCCAAGGUUGAAACAAUUUGCUAUGGUCUAUGUGGCCUAGCAGAUUUGUACAAACACAUAGAAGAUCUUUUAAAAUUGCCAUUGACCCAACAAGCACUAUCCCAGCACCGUAAUGAGAAAUGGGUCAACGAGCUUUUGGAUUACCCAGUAAGAUUCUUGGACCUAUUGGGUAAAACAAGAGAUGCCAUUUUGUUAAUGAAAGGAAGUGUUGAAGAGCUUCAGUCUGCACUUCGAAGGAGAAAGAUUGGAGAUUUAGGCAUUGAAUGUAAUCUCUCUGUGUACUGGAGUCUCAGAAGGAACAUGAGGAAGGAGUGCACAAAAUCUCUGCUUUUAUUGAAGCAGAUAGAUGAGUCAUUUGGGGCCUCUCCUCUUUUGGAUCUUAAUAGCCACCUUUCUGCUGUGGUAAGAGUGCUCAGAGAAGCUAGUUUGAUCACCAGCUACAUCUUUCGGUCACUACUUGUGUUUCUUUCUUCACCAAUCUUGAAAUCAAAGGUUAUUAUUAGUAAGUGGGCAUUUGUGUCAAGAUUGGUGCAGAAAGGGGUGUUUGCUUGCAAUAAUCAACAGGAAAAUAUAAAUGAGUUGGAAAAGGUGGACUUGGCACUUAGCAGCUUGCUUAUGGAUAAUUUGAGCAAAGAUGCUGAAGCUGAGAAGAUUCAAUCUGCACAUGGAAGGCUAGAAGCUUUGGUGGUAGGCAUUGAAAGGAUUGAAAAUGGAUUGGAAUGCUUGUUUAAGCGCCUGAUUAACGUUCGAGUUUCUUUUCUGAAUAUACUUUCUCCUUAAGGUUGAAUAUGAUAGGUAUGAGUAGUAAAGAACUCGAGUUCAAUAAGGCUUUCUGCAUACCAGAGGAUCCACAUAAACCUUGCUUAUAAUUUCCAAAUGUACAGAUAGAGUUUCUUUUUUAUCUUUCUUAUUUCUUCUCUUCUUCCAGUAUACUCACAAUCUUUUAUUUUAAAAGCAUUGAAUACUUUCAAAUCUUUGUGAAGGGUGGCCUUAAAUUUUGUCAUUUCAUUACUGGCAUUAAACUGUUUGAAGAUUCAAUUGGAUAAUUUGAUCUAUAAAUAUAUAACCUAUCAAAAUGCCACUAGGCA